Molecule: messenger RNA, 579 nt
Organism: Moesziomyces antarcticus
Lineage: Eukaryota; Fungi; Basidiomycota; Ustilaginomycetes; Ustilaginales; Ustilaginaceae
Exons: 2
Coding region: 1-579 (192 amino acids)
Source: RefSeq, a predicted model, not a curated record
AUGGCAACACCUGUCGCACCGCACAACAUUCGCUUUCGUGGCCUAGUUGGCUAUCACGCGGCUACUGGUGGUGAUGGAUGCUCGCUUCACCCCCGCGCGCGUCGGACCAAGCGGGGCAGAAGGAGCGGCUUUUUUGUUAUUUUCCUCACCGCGGCUUGGAAUGGCAGAAGAGAGGAGAAAGAAAGGAGGACCGGUUACCAAUCGCACGGCGCGGGGGAGAGCGCAGCAGCAGCGGGGCAGCCAAAUCCAACGCCAACAGCCGGUCCAGCCGUCCGUCUGCAUUCCAAUUCCAGUCCGGCUCAGCCGUCAAAGCGCAGCCCGGUAAAGAGUCGGCCCAUCAUCCCCCACACUCCGCUUCCGACCACCAACAUCGAGCUCAGGCGGCCACUCGCCAUCCAGAAGAGCAACAUCAUUCGACACGGCUGUGUUCCAGCCAACUCUCCACGGAAAGGUCAACGCGAAGCAGCAUCGGAUCCGACACCUGCAACCAGCACAGACGCACACGUCCACACAGGUCCGACUCCUCGAAACGAACGCGGCGCAGCUCAAGACGCCGACGCCGACGCCGACGCAGUGUAG